AUGUUCCGAAUCAAAAGUACAAGAGGGUCAUUAUUGCAAUCGUUUGUAAACUUAUCUCGACUAACAUCCUCGAAGGUUUGUACUGUGGUGUUGCUUUUGUGAUUGUAAGGUUAAAGAAGAACACACAAGGUGAUUCUGCACCUGUAUGAUAUGGAGAAAUACUAGAUCAACUUACUCGUGCUUUCUCCAACAUGCUUUGUACAUGUACCGCAUAUUGGCUUUUUGUAGGGUCGUUUGUCUUCAGCAAACAAAUACUUUCAUGCACAACUAAGAAGAUGUGAAUCAACUACAGCAGGGUCCCCAAGGUAAGUGUGGUAGAACAGUCCACAGUAUCGAAUUAAGCUUUUUAAGUAAUUUCAACGUGAAGUUUUGAUCUAUUGGUGGGGAAUUAUAAUGGCGAUAAAUUCCACCACAUUUUAUAUUUGCUUGGACAGUAUUUACUGUAUUUACCCUAUUCAGAACAUGUUAGGCAAAGACUGUAAAUGUUCCCUUACUAUGAUGAGCUGAUACUCUGUCAGAGAGGUAGAGUGUGGGGGUUGUUAAUCAUUGUGCCAACUGCUUAGUAGUUAAAAUUGAAAUUUUCCUAAUUUUUUAGAGAGAGCUUUUAAAAAAUUGGCAGAAUUGUGGAAUAGUGUAGCAUUUUGAAGUACAAUUUCUCUAUAAGCUAGAUUCCGAAUUCCAUUUCCUGGGCAGCCCCUAUAAUUACCAACCCUAAACAUAUAAAAGUCUUUCCCAGGUGUGCAGCCAGACAUGGUACUAGCUGCAGGAUGACCUACUAAGGAAUUCCAUUUCAGCACUUGAAAAAAAAAAAAAAUAACCCUCCUCUGGAACAAGUAGAUUUUCAACUCAAAAACGAAACUUUCUCUGCCCACUUGCCUACCUUCAAUCGAGUAUUUAGUGUUUCACAAAAAUUUGUCAAAUUUCAUUCUUUACUAGCAAGCACUUAUAGAUGUGUUGCCUUUUCAUUCUCCACCAAACCCUCUAUUUUCAUUUUUGAAUAAGAUAGGAGCUGAGGGAGCUUUGAACUUUUGUGUUAAGUUUGCUCAAACUAAAUGUAGUAAUAGACACCACAUGUGGUUGGGAAAUUACUUCUAAUUACACUUAAUUAUGUUAGUUUACCUCUACCUUUUUUUAAUUUUUCAUUCUACAAUUUGCUACACUUUUUAUGUAGGUCAACCAAAGGCCUACCAGCUUGGAAAAUAGCAGCAGGAGUAGCCUUAGCCAGUAGUGGAGGUGUGGUUGGAGCAGCUCUAGCCUUUCAUUACAGCGCAGAUGUCCGCACAUGGUGGGCCACAAAUUUUCCAUAUCUUGCACCUUAUUUGGGUACCUUGGGUGAGUCCUUAACAGGGAACAAAACGUCUCCAAUUCUUGGUGGGAAAGUAAACAAUACUUCAAGAGACCCAACAAAGCCUCAUUCUUUCGAUGAACCAUUGAAUCUUGGUGUUUCAACACAUAAAGCUCCCCAAAAGGUAAGAAAUAUUAUCUUAAUUGUUCAAAGGAUUCAAGCUAUCUUUUUCCACCACCUAAUCCUCCAUAUAGAUAAAUGAUUCCUUGAAAGGUUGGCUAUAUGAAAUCAUGAAAAUUGGCAGCUUUAUCCAGACAAUUGUUCUAUGUCUAUUAAACUUUUUAUUAGCAUGUAGCAACAACAUUGUUAUGGUGCAAUCCAUAUACAGUGUAUACUUCAGCAUUGUGUGCAGAUCUCUAGACUUGAAGCACUAUUCUAAUUAAGUGCUGGUAACUCUAUGUUUACUAGGAUGCUGAUCCUUCAUCAAGAAAACCUGUGAAGCCUUUGGCUGGGAGUAAGGAACCAGUGGCAUCUGUUUCAUCAGUUGAUCAAACAGGCAUUUCUGCUGUCGAUCUUGCAAUUGCCAGAACAGUUGAAAGGGAAGUAAAAGAGAGUGCUAACUCAAUAGAACCUAAGCCUGAUGCCCCUCAGAAUACAGUUAGUAAACCACCAAAGCCUGGAGGUAGAGGAAAAGCAGAGUCACCAACAGCUGCUGUGUCAGCUCUAGAUCAAGUGGGUGUUUCUUCUGUGGACCUUGAUAUCUCGUCUGCUGUGGAAAAGGAGGCUGAGCCUGCUACCACAGCCAAGGUACCAGAAGGUAUAGGGAAACCAGCUAAGAAAGGAGAAGAUACUGGAUCUCAUGAAAUCAAAGGUACAAAAAUUGACUACAAGAAUUACAUGUAUGAUCUUCUUCAAUGAUGAUUACAGGGGGUAUCUUAAUACACACACAUUUUUAAACUGAAACACUGCAAUUGUUGUUGUGCUUUGGUUCAAAAAUGUCUGUAUAUCAAGAAAAGUCAUUAAUUUUGGUACCAUGGAACUCUAUGUGUAACAAACCACUAUUACAUCAUACACAGUAUGUGAACAGGUUCUCAUUAUUUCCUGGGAUCUUAAAAAUUAUAUUAGGAACACAACCAUCAGGAUUGCACCAGAGUUUGAUGAGAUAUGAAACAUUAUGCAAGUUUUAGAUACAUGUACAUGUAUGCUUCUUGAAAUCCUCAGAUAGUCAUCCCUUGGAAGGAAACAUCUAUAAAUGUUGUUUACAGCCUCUGCUUUUUCAGAUAGUGCAUACAUACAUGUAGGCAACAAUCAGAUGUGAUUGCUUUUUGUAAUGUUACAUCUCUAUGCAAACAGUUACAACAAUUGUUUAUUAAUUGACAAAACUAAUCUUAACUUUUCAUCAGUGGCACAGUUGAUGUCCAUCCUAAAUUUUCCAAACCUAAUAUAUCCACAAACAAAAAGAGUACUUAACCAUUGAUUAAUUAAGGUAUCUGUGAUCACCAGUCUAAAAUAUUUGGGUAGGGAGGACUCUCAAUUGGGUGCUUAAUUUAAUGCUUGCCCAGUAGGGGAGUACUGUACUUAAUUGAAGGAAUGCCUUUUGAUGGAAGGUGCAAAGUCAAGGAUUUACAUUAUAUGUUUUUAAACUUGUUUAGGGUUAGGUUUAUCAACCAGUACAAUAAGGGAUGUAAACUUUUGAGGUUUUGUGGAGUGGUAUCAUUUGUAGUGGUAAUGAACUGAGUGGAGUUCAAUUAAGUCUGUAAAUCAUACAUAUGAGUAUGAUUUCACACAAUUGGAUUAUGUGAGGUCCUGUUACCAAUUGAUCAAAGCUAUGACAAAUUUUCAGAAAUAUACUAGCCAUCAGGUAUACAUUUUCAUGGGGAAAAAAACAUUUAACUCUGCAAAAUGCAGAGCAGCAGCAUGCACAAAUGACACUUACUGUCCAAUUACACAGUCCAAUAACAAACAUAGCAUACACUGACCUAUUAGUGCUUAAAUUGGGCUGCUGAUAACCUUUCAUGUCUGAGAAUUAUAGUCUUGAUUAACACUAACUGUGGUGUCUUGCUCUUAUCAAAAGAGGGUGUUUCUCUCUGGAGAAACAGUUUACUUACAAUGUUUAUUUGUGAAGGUACAUAUGGUAUCCCAUCACCAUUACUCUAUUUAUGUAGAUGUGGACACAAGUCUUACUGAGAAGGAAGUUGAAGCCCUCAUAGAUCAGACUGCCAUGGAAGCUAUGGUUCAUGAUGCAGUGGAAAAGUUAAAGGCUAUUGGUCAAGAAGCUAUAGAGGCUCAGCAAACAGCUGGCAAAGCCAUACAGGAACAUGUUGAACAGCUCAAGAGUGCACUUGCUCAAUCCCUUGAGGGUAGAACUCUUAAGGAUCUUAGUGAAUUGGUACUAAAUUCUCAAAAGGCAGCCAUUGACAGUGUUAAUGCUGCCAAAACUGCACAGGUGAUUAGUUUUAAGAUAAUGGUUUAUGUUACUUUCCACAACCUUUUUACUUUCAAGAUCUCAAGUUCAUUUCUCGGUACCAUCUGCUGUAUCUUUCCUAUGAUUUUCAGCUAUAAGAAUUUGGUAUUCAGUCAAACAAGUUUCUUAGAUGAUGGUCUUCUCUCUUCUCAUAACCCCUCCACAUGGCAAUGUAUUGAUAUUGUGAUGAGAAAUUACUUAGCCAUCACUCCUGGAAGUAAAAGGGUUAAAAGACUCCAUCUUUGACACUAUUCUUCAUUUUUGGUGACUUUUGAAUGUGAAAGUUACAAAAUUGGCUGCUUGACAGAGAUUGUUAAAUCAAUUAUUUGUGUCAUUUUGGUGAUGUAUAAAGAGGUCAAUAAAAACAGAUUUGAACAAAGCAAUCACUGAAAUUUGCAGGGGUGAACAAAUAUUUUGGAAGGAAAGAAUAAGGAAAGCUUAUGAUGAAGAUUGACAGAGUGUAGAUGACAAUCUUGAUAAAAACAGGCAAAUUUUCUUAAGUGCACAAAUUUCUAUAAUGCUCCUUUGAAGUCUCCAAAUUUAAUGUUUUUUUUUUCUUGCCUGCUUGCUUUGCACUCCUUUGCUCUGUGAUGUAAAAAAUGACAGGGUGGUGGACAGGUUAUUCGUGAUUUACACCAAGUAAAACCUUUUUCGAAAACAAGCCUUUCUUUCUUUGGUAGGUAAAAGUAAAUGAAGAAGUAGAAAAGGUUCAUUCCAUUAUCAAAGAAGCAGAUGUUGCUGGGGUUAAAGGAGCAGGAACUACUGCAUCAGAAGAGGCAGCGAGGGUAAGUUACAGUGUGCAGAAAGCAGCGUUAGACGUGCAGAAGGCCAAGGCCGAGGCAGCAGUGCUGGAGGAACAUCAGAAAGACUUGGCCAAAAGUAAAGAUAUGUUCAGGAAGGAGCUACUGGAUAUAAUACCUGGUGCUCUGAAAGGAGAAGCUUUGGAAGGUGUUGGGGAGAAAGAUGAUAGGUAAGGUGUUCAUGAUACUGGUCCACUCUUUACUUCGUACAUUUGCUUCCUGUCUUUAUUUAUAUGAGGGUCAUUCUGUUAUUAUUCAAGUUCUUUUAGGUAAAUCAAGUUCUCUUGAGUGCUACUUAGACUAAAGUUUGGCCAAAGCGUCUCCUACCUUAUAGUCUAAAGCCGUUUCUUUUUCGCUUUUUAGGUCCGAGUCGGUUCUUUUGGCAUAUGCUCGGAAAAGACUUGAUCAGCUAACACAGGAGCUUGUCAGUUACCAGACUGAGGAACAAAAGAGGCUCGAGAACUCCCUUAAAAUCCAACGAGAAGAGGACGCCAAGGUGACUGAACUUAGACUGAAACAAGAAGCCGAGAGAAUGGUAUCCGAAUUUGAAACCACUCUGAAGAGGAAGGUAAGUACCUUGUAAUGAUUUUAGUGAAACCCGGUGAAGUGUUUUCCAGGUGGGAGGAUUUGGAGUUUAUUAUGUUAGUACUGAUAUGACCAGAGCAAUUUUAAGUCCAUGUUCAUGUAAGUUAAUGCUCGAAGUAAUCCGGAAUUGCAUAAGUUUGCUUUGCUUCGUUCACUGCUUACUGCUGAACACUCGCGGCACCCUUUCAACCAAUUAGAUGCAAAACAACUCACUACUAAGAAGGUCUCUCCCGUUUUCUUGCGUUUGAACCCUUAAAAUCCUAACAUCAGUAUGCAUAUUCUUCAAGCUGUUUCUAUACGUUUCCUAAGGUGCUUAUAUAGACAAUUUGCUCAACAAUCGAGUUUCUUUGGUUGAUGAUCAUUUGCUUUAUUCCCGUGGCAUUAAUGUCUGAUUUAGAGGUGAUUUGGUAAGGAGAAAUUGGUCAUUCUUUGGGGUUAAUGGGUCAAGGUAAUUUGCAAUUUUUCACUUUGAGUUUUCAAUGACCUGUGGUAACGUUUUUCCAGUCUCGCUUAGCUAGUAUGGUAAUUUUGUUUUUUUGCUUUACGACGCCCACUCGAAAUGCGCAUUUCACUGAAGAAAAUUAAAAAAAAACCCUGGUGGUUCAAGCUUGAGAAGGCGCGCUUUUCACUAAAGAAAUUAAAAAAAAAACCCUGGUUGUUCAAGCUUGAGAAGGCGCGCUUUUUAUUUGAUAUAGGCUUAACCCUUUAAUCCCUGAGGGUGAUUAGCAUCUAAUUUCUCCUUUCAAUAUCACACCUGAAUCAAACAUUAAGGUCAUGAGAAUAAAUGAAAUUAUAAUCAUCUAAGGAACCUCUUGAUUGUUAAACAAAUUCUCCUUGCAUGCAUAUAAGGAAAUGUAUAGAGAACAGUAUGGAGAAUAUGCAUACUGAUGUUAGGGUGUAAAGGGUUAAAGUACGAUUACUUAGUCAAGUGGCAAUGUGAUUGUUAGCCCUUGUUUCUCUUAGGAAGCAGAGCUUUCAGCAGAACACGAGGUGAGCCUCCGACAGCAAUUACGUCGCCAGGCGGCAGCAUACAGUGAUAACUUGGCUGAGGUUCUCCGUGUUCAGGCUACGGAACUAGAAAACAGGUUGGUUUUGCGAGAACGAGCUUCCUCAGCACAUCUUCUGUCAACGGUUUUGAGUGUUCAUCUUUUAUCCUUUAUCCUUAAAUGGGCUGUUUAAUUUAGAACGCUUGAAUUACAUCUCUCGCCCCUCCCCUCCCCGCCCCCCGCCCUAGACUUUAUGUAUGCACAUAUUACGGGCUUCAUUUACACUUACCCUUUCUAAUGUAAUAAUGGCAUUUUCUCAGGUAUAAGGACGACUUGCAACAAAAAAUGGCCGUAGAAAAAGAGGCUUUUAAAGUGCAGUUAGCUGGGGCUCUUGCUCAGUUACGAGGUGUGGCAUCAGUGAUAGAGGGCAGAGCAGAUGUUGAGAAACAAAAUAAGCAGGCGCAAAAGCUCUGGACAGCGUGUCAAUCGUUGACUACAGCUAUCGACAAAGGUGCUAAUCAACCAAAACCGCUGCUGCCUCAGUUGACGGCCAUUCACGAUGCUGCAGCAGAGGAUCCACUGGUCUCACAAGUUCUUAACUCUCUACCAGAAGAGGUUGUGUUAAGAGGAGUUUUGAACGAAGAGAAUGUGACGCGUCGCUUUUACAAGAUCCGCAGAUGGUGUCGAAGAGUAGCCAUGAUAGGAGAGAACGGAGCUUCACCAUGGACUCACGUGCUGUCAUACAUUCAGUCUUUCCUAAUUUUCGAUUCAUUUGAUCCCGUAAAGCAGGGAGAACUCGUAGAUUUAGACAAUUUGGACACUUUUGAUCUCCUAGCGCGCGCAGAGUACUACCUUCGGCAUGGAGAUCUGGAGCUAGCGACGCGAUUGGUAAAUCAGCUUCGUGGGGAGCCUAAAAAUGUAGCGCGCGAUUGGUUGCUGGAAGCUCGGUUGCUUUUGGAGACGAGGCAGGCUGCCAACUUGUUGACUGCUUAUGCUGCUGUAUUGGGAACAGCAGGGCUGGUUAAUUAGAUCUUAGAAGUACAUUUAUUUUUAAGGGACAAUACAAAUGAGUUGUCGUCAAUAAGUAAUGAUUCCCUUCCAACUAAUGAUUCAUUACCAACUCACGUCUUGAACUUCACCUUCUACUGCUUCUUUUUAAAAUACGAUUGGUGAAACAACACAGAGAAAGGGUAAGAAAGGAAAGAAGAUUAAAAAUGAAUUUUUAAAGUCAGCCAGUCUACAAAUUUGUGAUAUCCGUGUAGAGUGAGUUCAGUGAUGUUUCCUUUCAUCCAAGUUUUGACCUAACAUAAUAGCAAGCAGAAAACUAAAACUAAUAUGUUUUCGUCAGGCUGUAAUUCUUUGUUGCAUUAAUGUUAUCGGUAAAUCCAUGAAAUUAACAUCUACUUGGUUUACAAUUUUAGAGUUAAAAGAGUCAAUGGUUUUUAUUUUGUUCCAGUUCGUUUAUACGAACGCUGACUAUAAGCUUCAAGGUCGUCAAUUCACCCCAAAAUCGUCAGUGCUUUGAGACUCGGCUGUAGUAAUUGACACCGGUGAUAAAUACCACGCUGUCCGGUUUAGAAUCAGCAGUAGCGUUGUUAAGUUCGCAAAUCAGCGAAGCACGGAAUGUCUGCUGUGUGUUCCUCGCUUUCUUUGCACUGACCUUUUCUGACCACAUGUUAAUGGAUGAGCAUUGUGGUAAUCUUUGGCAGUAAAGAGCGCAAUCAAUUUCUGAGGAGACCAUCAGCUCCUUUAUUUGAUGGUUGAUUAACGCCAUGUCUUUCUUGUUGUCGGCCAUGCUGCUCAUAGCAUGUGGAGUUUCACAGAGUUUCGUCUGCGGGGAUUGUACAUAUUGUUGACAAUAUUCUAUUGAGUGCGUACAAUUAAACUCUCGCUGUUGAAAGCCAACGCCAUAUGAUGCUGAGCAUGCACUCCAUUGAGACCAAUGUCCCAAUUCGAGCGAGACAGAAUCAGCUACAGCUGU
Pocillopora meandrina is the source of this 8101-nucleotide messenger RNA. The record is from the annotation of a GenBank genome assembly. Lineage: Eukaryota; Metazoa; Cnidaria; Anthozoa; Scleractinia; Pocilloporidae.